AGGUAAAGCGUGAGAAGUAGUUAAUUAUAACAGAGGCGAAGGGCACACAAACGGAAAAGUCAAUCCACCAUCACAAGAACAAGAAAAUCCCUAAAUGGCGACGGCGAUGUUCAGAUCUAGUAUUCGCUCCGCCCUCCGUGGCCGCGCUCCUCGUGUAACGCCGGCUCCCAAGAGGACUUUCUCUUCUCACGCCUCCGUCGAAGAAGAGGCCCGGGAAGCUUCUAAAUGGGAGAAAAUCACUUACGUUGCAAUAAUAUCUAGCACUAUUCUUGCAGUGGUUAAUCUCUCCAAGGGUCAUCCUCACAGUGAAGAGCCUCCUGCUUACCCAUACUUGCACAUUCGCAACAAGGAGUUUCCAUGGGGUCCAGAUGGGCUUUUUGAGUCCAAGCACCAUUGAAACUGCACGGUUUCUUUGUGAAGGCAUUUUAAAUAAUUCCUAUCCAUCUGCGAGUAUCAUUGUCACAAAUGUUGUGUUGAAAGCUGUUGAAUUUUUCAUGAGAUGUCUUCCGUUGGAUCUUUUCAGUAUAAGUAUUGCCUUCACUUUGGCGUAUCUGCAUUUGCAGUACACACUUGCUUCUUACAAAGUGUUCUUUAAAGAAAUAAGAAUUGAGAGAUGAUUAAGUCACAUACUAGUUAUUCUUUUCAUCAUAGUUACUCUUAAAUGUCCCAUUCUGAAUGUCUUAAUGCAUUUAUUCAUCUACUUGAGAUAUUAUUGACA
Solanum lycopersicum (tomato) is the source of this 718-nucleotide messenger RNA. RefSeq names its product cytochrome c oxidase subunit 6a, mitochondrial. Gene Ontology annotation, biological process: mitochondrial electron transport, cytochrome c to oxygen. NCBI's taxonomy places the organism in Eukaryota, Viridiplantae, Streptophyta, Magnoliopsida, Solanales, Solanaceae. Gene Ontology annotation, cellular component: mitochondrial inner membrane. Gene Ontology annotation, molecular function: enzyme regulator activity. The record is from RefSeq and is a predicted model, not a curated record.